This is a messenger RNA of Trametes versicolor FP-101664 SS1, 1314 nucleotides long. RefSeq names its product MFS general substrate transporter. Gene Ontology annotation, molecular function: transmembrane transporter activity. The transcript is spliced from 14 exons. Gene Ontology annotation, cellular component: membrane. Lineage: Eukaryota; Fungi; Basidiomycota; Agaricomycetes; Polyporales; Polyporaceae. The record is from RefSeq and is a predicted model, not a curated record. The coding region runs from base 1 to 1314 and encodes 437 amino acids. Gene Ontology annotation, biological process: transmembrane transport.
AUGUCUUCCGACAGUCACGACAAGCUUCCUCAUACAGAGAUAGUCCUUUCGUCCGCUUCAGACGUCGAGAAGACGGCGGAUUCAAGCGUGAACCCGAGCCAAGUACUCCGCAAGCUUGAUCUCAGGCUGCUUCCGUUCGUCUGUUUUCUCUUCGUCCUGAGCUUUUUGGACCGCACGAACAUCGGAAAUGCGAAGGUGGCUGGUCUCACGGCCGAUCUACAUCUGGCGGGAUGGCAGUAUAGUCUCGCCUCGGCGAUAUUCUUUGCCACGUCCAGUCUGUUUGAAGUCCCUUCAAACAUCAUGCUUAAGGUCAUGUCUCCCUCGAAAUGGAUACCGACCACCAUGUUCUUCUGGGGCUGCAUUGUGCUGUCGACGGCGUUCGUCAAGAACUUCGGCGGACUCGUUACUGCUCGAGUGUUCCUCGGAGUGACGGAGGCGGGUCUCUUUCCUGGGGUGACAUUCUAUCUGUGCACAUGGUAUCCGAAGGCGGAACAGGCGAAGAGAAUUGCCAUCUUCGCAAGCUCAUCUUCUGUGGCAGGUGCAUUUGGAGGUCUGCUGGCAUUCGCAAUCGAGAAGAUGGGCGGAAUAGGAGGAUUGGCUGGAUGGUCAUGGAUUUUUCUGUUAGAAGGAUUGCUGACUAUUACGGUCGCGGGACUCGCGUAUUUCGUCAUGUAUGAUUACCCUGAGACAGCCACGUUCCUUACGGAGCGUGAGCGCGCUUGGUUGGUCCACACACUGAAGACCGACAACACGGGCCUAUCCAAGGAUCUCAAGUGGCCCUUCCUUGUGCAAGCACUGCGAGAUCCCCACUCUUAUCUUAUGAUCAGCCUUCUGUUCUUCAUAUUCAUCCCCGCCUACUCUUCCGCCCUCUUCCUCCCCAUGAUCAUCUCCGGUCUCGGCUUCUCCGCCUCGCACGCGCAGCUCCUCACCAUUCCGCCAAACCUCUGCGCGGUGCUCACCACCAUCCUCGCAGGCGCGCUCUCCGAUCGCUUCCGCGUCCGCGGCCCUGUCAUACUCGCCGGCACGCUCCUCGCACUCGUUGGGUACGCGAUCUUGUAUGGGACGUCGUCCUCGGGCGCGGGGUACGCGGGCACCAUCAUCGCGACGAGCGCGAUAUUCCCGUGCACGCCAUGCACGCUGGCAUGGACGGGUGCAAACAUUGGGGGCGAGAUGAAGCGCGGGGUCGUGAUCGCGAUGGUCAUCGGGUGUGGAAACUUGGCCGGUAUCGUGUCUUCGUUCAUCUACCGUCCUCAAGACAGUCCGUGGUACCACCUCGGGCACGGGAUCAACAUCACGUGUCUCUGCGUCGUGUAA